UCCGGAAGUUGACAUCAGUGGAUCGACCCGAUCGACUGGUUCUGCUGCUGGUCGUGUUUUUUGGUCUCCUUUCUGYUGUACAUGUGGAUUUCUACAUACAUAGAAGAUAAUGUCUGCAACUGAGAAAAAUCCUUUUCAACAUAUUGUUGAACCUCUCGACCCCAAAGAAGCAAACCAACGGUUUUAUAACCUCACCAAGCUUGGAGAUCCAAGAUAUGAGCGUCUGCCGUUCUCCAUCCGGGUCCUGUUGGAGUCUGCUGUCAGGAACUGUGAUGAGUUUCUAGUGAAGUGCUCUGAUGURGAAAGCAUCCUGAACUGGAAACUGACCCAGACUCAAACUGUGGAGGUCCCUUUCAGACCGGCUCGUGUCAUCCUCCAAGACUUCACUGGUGUUCCUGCUGUGGUGGACUUUGCUGCCAUGCGUGAUGCUGUGAUGAAACUAGGCGGCGACCCAGAAAAGAUAAACCCCGUCUGCCCUGCUGACCUGGUCAUUGAUCAUUCCAUCCAAGUGGACUUCAACAGGAAGUCUGACAGUCUUCAGAAAAACCAGGACUUAGAGUUUGAGCGCAAUAAAGAAAGAUUCCAGUUUUUAAAGUGGGGCUCUAAAGCCUUCAAGAACAUGCGGAUCAUUCCUCCUGGUUCAGGAAUCGUUCACCAGGUUAACCUGGAGUAUUUGGCCCGGGUGGUGUUUAACCACGAAGGUUUCUUUUAUCCUGACAGCCUGGUGGGCACAGACUCCCACACCACCAUGAUUGAUGGGCUGGGGGUUCUGGGCUGGGGACGAGAGGCAGAAAAGCUGUCCUACAUCACGAAGUACCUGAAGGCAGUGGGAAUGUUUCGAGAUUAUAAUGAUGCUGCUCAGGAUCCAGAUUUCACUCAGAUCGUAGAGUUGGAUCUCAGCUCUGUGGUUCCCUGCUGCAGCGGACCCAAAAGACCACAUGACAGAAUUCCUGUUUGUGACAUGAAAAAAGACUUUGAAAUGUGUCUGGGAGCAAAGCAAGGGUUUAAGGGUUUUCAGGUGUCCCCUGAACGCCACAGYGCUGUGAUCCCCUUCAACUUCGGUGGGAAGGAGUACCUGCUGAGUCAUGGCUCAGUGGUGAUCGCUGCAAUCACCAGCUGCACCAACACCAGCAACCCCUCCGUCAUGCUGGGAGCAGGACUCCUUGCUAAGAAAGCAAUAGAAAGUGGUUUGAGUGUGAAGCCAUACAUAAAGACGAGUCUGUCACCAGGCAGUGGAGUGGUAACCUACUACCUGAAAGAGAGUGGAGUUAUGGAUUACCUGUCUCAGCUGGGCUUUGAAGUGGUUGGCUACGGUUGCAUGACAUGUAUAGGCAACAGUGGUCCGCUGCCAGAGCCAGUGGUGGAGGCCAUAACACAGGGGGAUCUGGUUGCGGCGGGCAUCCUGUCAGGGAACAGAAACUUUGAGGGUCGAGUCCACCCCAACACCAGAGCCAACUACCUGGCUUCUCCACCUCUCGUCAUUGCUUAUGCCAUUGCUGGCACUGUGAGGAUAGACUUUGAAAAGGAGCCUAUAGCCAUCAACUCAGAAGGUAAAGAGAUCUUCCUGAGGGAUAUCUGGCCCACGCGGGAGGAGAUCCAGGCAGUGGAGAGAACUUUUGUCAUUCCGUCCAUGUUUAAAGAGGUGUAUGAAAAGAUUGAGAAAGUGAACGAGCGCUGGAACGCUCUCGUGGCUCCUUCUGACAAGCUCUACACCUGGGACCCCCAAUCAACGUACAUCAAGUCACCCCCAUUCUUCGACGGUUUGACCAUGAAGCUGCAGCCCCCAGAGUCUAUAAAAGAUGCCUAUGUGCUGCUGAACUUUGGAGACUCUGUCACAACAGACCACAUCUCUCCUGCAGGGAACAUCGCCAGGAACAGCCCUGCAGCACGCUACCUCACCGACAGAGGGUUGACCCCUCGAGAAUUCAACUCGUACGGCUCCCGUCGAGGGAACGAUGCUGUGAUGGCCCGAGGGACGUUCGCCAACAUCCGCCUCUUCAACAAGUUCCUGAACAAGCAGGCGCCUCAGACAGUUUACCUGCCCACAGGAGAGACGCUGGACGUGUUUGAUGCUGCAGAGCGGUACCGGCAGUCUGGUGUCCCACUGCUGGUUCUGGCAGGGAAGGAGUAUGGCUCGGGGAGCUCCAGGGACUGGGCAGCUAAAGGCCCCUUUCUCCUGGGGAUCAAAGCGGUUUUAGCAGAGAGCUAUGAGAGAAUCCACCGCAGUAACCUGGUGGGGAUGGGGGUCAUCCCCCUGGAGUAUCUGCCAGGAGACACAGCUGACAGUCUGGGUCUGACCGGCCGAGAGCGCUACACCAUCGUCAUCCCUGAGCACCUCACACCCCGCAUGGCUGUACACGUCAAGCUGGACACGGGGAAAACAUUCAAAGUACUCAUGAGGUUUGACACCGACGUGGAGCUGACUUAUUUCCACCAUGGAGGAAUCCUCAACUACAUGAUCCGCAAGAUGUCCCAGAACUGAUAACUGUGAACUCAUGCCCAGGAAUAAUACUGUAUCAUUAUAUCCAGAACUUAACUUCUCAUCAUUCUCAUGUUAGAGGAAGCAGCUUUUAGUUCAGCCUGAAGGAUCGGUCUCUUCAMUGGGACCAGUGUGGACCGGACCGAUCUGGUUUGUUGGUGGCUGCACACACUUCUUGUCACCUGCAGGUGGCAGUACUGCACCAACAGAGACAUCCUGAGUGUUUGAUCACCUCCAGGAUUCAUGUUGUUUAUUUACCUUCUCUGUUGUAACAACAACAACAAUGUAACUGUGUUCUUUUAGCAAAAUAUCUCAUCAACCACAGGACAGGUUUUAAUGAAACUCUGAAAAUAAUCAUUGGAUCUACAGCUCAUUAAAUUUUAUAAUCAGUACUUCAACAUGACCACCUCAGCUUAUUAACAUUAGGUGAAAGGAAACUAAUGAUAACUCAGCCUCUUCUACAGAUAUGUGACCCAUCGAAUCGAAAUGAGGAUUAAAUCAAAUUUGGUCAAAAUGACCUCA
Messenger RNA from Austrofundulus limnaeus, 3001 nucleotides. RefSeq names its product aconitase 1, soluble (gene aco1). The record is from RefSeq and is a predicted model, not a curated record. NCBI's taxonomy places the organism in Eukaryota, Metazoa, Chordata, Actinopteri, Cyprinodontiformes, Rivulidae.